Messenger RNA from Lucilia sericata (common green bottle fly), 1142 nucleotides. It is a transcript of the gene Coq3, whose product is annotated as ubiquinone biosynthesis O-methyltransferase, mitochondrial. The transcript is spliced from 5 exons. Gene Ontology annotation, biological process: ubiquinone biosynthetic process. Lineage: Eukaryota; Metazoa; Arthropoda; Insecta; Diptera; Calliphoridae. The record is from RefSeq and is a predicted model, not a curated record. Gene Ontology annotation, molecular function: 2-methoxy-6-polyprenyl-1,4-benzoquinol methyltransferase activity. Bases 110 to 1048 code for a protein of 312 amino acids.
CCAUAUAAACAAAACACAGCUGUUUAUAUGUAUCGGCGGUAUUAAUUUUGACUAGCGCUGUUCUCUAGAAAAAAAAAACAAAAUAACACUACAAUUUCUAUUUGAAAAAAUGUCGCAACAAAUUUUUAAAACAAUUGCCGGUGUUAUAAAACAACAGAGAAGGCAAAUUUUGGUAUGUACUAAUAAUCAUGUACAAUAUUUAACAAAAUUGCAACACUCGGAAGCCGGCCAACAUGUUGCAAAGACACAACCUUUAACCGACUUACAAACAUCUAACCAACAGAAAUUUGAUAAUGAAACACAGCGUGAAGUGCAACAUCAUGGCAAUUAUGCCAAUGAUUGGUGGAAUCUUAAUGGGACAAUGAAAGCUUUACAUUCUUUAAAUGCCAUAAGAGUACCCUUCAUACGUGAUGGGCUAGUAGCUCGUGGCAAUAUCUCCCCCGAAUUGGUUAACACUUGCCAAGUAUUAAAGGAUCAGCAAAUUUUAGAAGUAGGCUGUGGCGGGGGAAUUUUAACCGAACAAUUAGCUCGUUUAGGCGCUCAGAUGACCGGCAUAGAUUUGAGUGAUGAGUUAAUACGUGUAGCACGCGAACAUCUAUCCCAUGUGGCCGAUCCAAAAUUAUGCGAUAAUAUACAGUAUAAAAUAGAACCUCUAGAUAUUCAUGUUAAAGAUAAAAUGAAUUAUUAUGAUGCUGUUGUGGUAUCGGAGGUUUUGGAACAUGUUGAAGAUAAAGUUGCUUUACUGACGUCAUGUGUGCAGAGUUUGAAGCCUGGAGGUUCUUUAUUUAUUACAACUCUAAAUAAAACCAUACCCAUGUGGUUGGGUGGUGUUCUAUUGGGUGAAUAUAUUUUAAAAAUUGCUCCCGUUGGCACACAUCAUUGGGAUAAAAUGAUUAGUCCUUUAGAUGUACAGAGGAUUUUGGAUACAAUGGGCUGUCAGACAGUCGUUGUUAAUGGCAGUACUUAUGAUUUUGUGCGUAAUACUUGGCGCUGGAUAAACACAACCGAUAUGUGUUACGCUCUGCAAGCGGUUAAAACGGAAAUAUAAGAUAAUAUUAAAGAUUUUCGAUAAAAUACUUGUUGCUUAGUUAUGUUUAUUUUUAUUAAUUUAGAGAAUAAAGUAUUAAAAUUUUAAAACAAAA